Messenger RNA from Toxotes jaculatrix (banded archerfish), 1692 nucleotides. RefSeq names its product grancalcin (gene gca). The record is from RefSeq and is a predicted model, not a curated record. Bases 127 to 828 code for a protein of 233 amino acids. Gene Ontology annotation, molecular function: calcium ion binding. The transcript has 8 exons. Lineage: Eukaryota; Metazoa; Chordata; Actinopteri; Toxotidae.
CUGAUGUAAUUGCAACUGUUCGGACUUAUCGGAAGUUACAAACCGUGUAACAUAGUACCUCAAAUUUAGUGUUAGUCGCGCUUUUUAAGGUAUUAAACUUUUGCUUUUUUUGCUUUCUUUCAUCAAAUGGCUUAUCCAGGAUACGGCGGGUAUGGGGGGCCGAUGCCAGGCAUGCCAGCACAGGGGAUGCCACCUCACGGAAUGCCAGGAGGGCCUAUGGGAGCUCCCAUGGGUGGGCCGAUGGGAGGCGCACCACCCCAAGGAGGAUAUGCCCCCUACGGUGGAGGCUAUCCCGGCACAUACGGGGCCCCGCCACCAGCUGCCAAUGACCCAAUGUGGGGUUACUUUACAGCCAUCGCAGGCCAGGACGGUGAGAUUGAUGCGGAGGAACUCCAGAGGUGUCUGACGCAGUCUGGUUUCUCCGGCAGCUACUCUCCUUUCAGCCUGGAUACGUGCCGGAUCAUGAUCGCCAUGCUUGAUAGGGACCACACAGGCAAGAUGGGCUUCAAUGAGUUCAAGGAACUGUUCACGGCUCUGAACGGCUGGAAGCAGAACUUCAUGAUGUUUGACCAAGACAGGAGCGGAACCGUCGAACCUCACGAGAUGAACCAGGCCAUCACCGCCAUGGGCUACCGCGUCAGUCCUCAGGCCAUGAAUGGAAUCAUCAAGCGCUACAGCAAAGGUGGAAGAAUCUUCUUUGAUGACUACGUGGCCUGCUGUGUCAAACUGCGAGCUCUCACAGAUGGCUUCAGGCAGAGAGACACCAUGCAGAGGGGAUCUGUCACUUUCCAGUAUGAUGAUUUUAUCCUGUGCACAAUGGCCAUCUGAGUGCUGCUGUCUGUCCCACACCACGAGGUCAGUGCGUUUGACAACACAAUCAGAAGCUGAUUCUGGAACAGUGCCUCACAGGAAUGCAAAGGGAGGCCAGUAAAUUAGACUGUGUGGCCGUGAGCUGCAACAGGAAAGUGCCCAUUGCUUGUUAAUGCUUUGCCAUAUUGCUUUAGUCUUGUAUGUCACACAGGGAUGUGCUAAAGAUGUAUCAGGUGUACACAUAUAUACACACACACACACAGUAUGUAUCCACAAUAGAGGAGAGUGUAAUAGAUUUCUAUGAUACAGCUCAGUGUCUUUAUAUCUUUUUUUUUUUAUGAUUUCUGACUUUCAAAAUUAGACUAAUGAGAAAUAAUUAGAAAAAAUGCUGUAAUCACAUGAUUUUUACACCGAAAACCCUUCAAAGAAUGAUUCUACCAGCUACGUCGAAUGCUUUAUGUCUCAUUUUGGAACAUGAACUGAUAGUGAAAGGAUGUUGUGAUAUGUGGGGACACCCAACGUGCCAUUAUAAUCUCUGAAUGUACUGUCAGUAUCAUCUAUGUAGAACUCCACAGUAACGGCAGCGUCAUGGUUAAUGAAUAAGUGUCAACGCCAUUUACAGACAACAUGAUGCUGAUUUGCCUUCAGACAAUUAUGAGCUUAUAACAUGAGCAUUAUGUGUAUUAAUGGUAUUUUAUAUGCAGGAAAUAUUGUGCACUUCUGUUUUAUAAAACCUAUAUGGAGCCUACUUUAGAUUGUAGAUGCAUAUUAUCUUGAUGUUUAACUUGAUAACAAGCCAAAGUGACUGUGAGCUGAUAUAAAUCCACACUGAUACCUGUUAUUAAUUAUACUGAGAUAUUAAAGUGUUAUCAUAUAGCUACA